Lactuca sativa (garden lettuce) is the source of this 2253-nucleotide messenger RNA. Its product is annotated as formate--tetrahydrofolate ligase. NCBI's taxonomy places the organism in Eukaryota, Viridiplantae, Streptophyta, Magnoliopsida, Asterales, Asteraceae. Gene Ontology annotation, molecular function: ATP binding; formate-tetrahydrofolate ligase activity. The record is from RefSeq and is a predicted model, not a curated record.
CACAAUUAUUCAUAAACACAGUCUGACAGUGCAUCUAAGAACGAAUGACAUAGAUUCAUUGUUUUUUUUUUUCUUUUCUAUAAAAAGAUUAAAACCUAGGGGAAGAAAUCUAAGAUCUUUGCAUAAAACCCCCUUUAUCUCGAAGAACAAAGAUGAGUUCAAGAAAAUUAGAAGUGGUAUCUCCUGUUCCAGCAGAUAUAGAUAUUGCAAAUUCUGUUAUUCCUCUACAUAUCGCUGAGAUUGCUAAAGAUCUCAAUCUUAACCCUGACCACUAUGAUCUUUACGGAAAAUACAAGGCCAAGGUUUUGUUGUCUGUUUUUGAUGAACUGAAAGAAAGAGAAGAUGGGUAUUAUGUUGUUGUUGGAGGAAUUACUCCAACACCUCUUGGAGAAGGCAAGUCUACUACCACUGUUGGUCUUUGUCAAGCUUUGGGAGCUUUUCUUGAUAAAAAGGUUGUCACCACCCUCAGACAACCAUCACAAGGGCCAACAUUUGGGAUCAAAGGUGGUGCAGCCGGUGGUGGUUACAGUCAAGUCAUCCCUAUGGAUGAGUUCAAUCUUCAUUUGACCGGCGACAUUCAUGCAAUCACCGCCUCAAACAACCUUCUUGCUGCUGCCAUUGACACACGAAUCUUCCAUGAAAAUACACAAAGUGAUAAAGCUCUGUUCAGUCGCUUAUGCCCACCAAACAAAGAAGGUGUCCGCACCUUCAAUGACAUAAUGUUCAGACGAUUAAAAAAGCUGAAUAUUACCAAGACAAAACCCGAGGAUUUGACCCCAGAAGAAGUCAACAAAUUUGCAAGACUUGACAUUGACCCUGAUAGCAUCACAUGGAGGAGGGUUAUGGAUGUAAAUGACCGUUUCUUGAGGAAAAUCAGCGUGGGUCAAGGCCCAGAUGAGAAAGGAAUGGUGAGAGAAACAGCUUUUGACAUAUCAGUUGCGAGUGAGAUAAUGGCAGUUUUAGCCCUGACAACAUCUUUAUCUGACAUGAGAGAACGCCUCGGGAAGAUGGUGAUUGGAAACAGCAAAUCCGGUGACCCUGUAACAGCUGAUGAUCUUGGGCUUGGUGGCGCAUUGACUGUGCUCAUGAAAGACGCCAUUAAUCCAACCCUAAUGCAGACCCUUGAAGGCACCCCUGUUCUUGUUCAUGCAGGCCCGUUUGCCAACAUAGCCCAUGGAAACUCUUCAAUUGUGGCUGAUAAAAUCGCGUUGAAGCUGGUGGGCCCUGGUGGGUAUGUUGUGACAGAAGCGGGUUUUGGAUCGGAUAUAGGAACUGAAAAGUUUAUGAACAUUAAAUGUCGAUAUAGCGGGUUGAAACCUCAAUGUGCCAUUAUUGUGGCCACAAUUAGGGCUCUGAAGAUGCACGGUGGUGGGCCCCUGGUAACCGCCGGAAAACCGCUUGAUAAGGCUUAUGUUAAUGAAAACGUCGGUCUUGUUGAAGCAGGAUGUGUGAAUUUGAUUCGACACAUUGAGAACACAAAGGCGUAUGGUGUGAAUGUUGUUGUGGCUGUGAAUAAGUUUUCAACUGAUACUGAUGCAGAAAUUGCUGCUGUCAAGAACGCUGCCAUUGGAGCUGGUGCUUUUGAUGCUGUUCUUUGCACUCACCAUGCCCAUGGUGGAAAAGGAGCGAUUGAGCUUGGGAUUGCUGUACAAAAAGCCUGUGAAAGCGCGACACAACCUUUGAAAUUCCUGUACCCUUUGGAUAUAAGCAUCAAAGAGAAGAUAGAAGCCAUAGCAAGAUCAUAUGGUGCUAGUGGUGUUGAGUACUCUGAACAGGCGGAGAAACAGAUUGAGAUGUAUAGCAAACAAGGGUUUUCUGGUUUGCCAAUCUGUAUGGCAAAAACGCAAUACUCGUUUUCUGAUAAUGCCUCAGCAAAGGGAGCCCCUACAGGAUUUGUGUUGCCUAUUAGGGAUGUUAGGGGAAGUAUUGGUGCUGGGUUUAUUUACCCAUUGGUGGGGACGAUGAGUACAAUGCCUGGACUUCCUACACGCCCUUGCUUUUAUGACAUUGAUCUUGACACUGAAACUGGAAGGGUGAAAGGGCUUUCUUGAAGCUUGUGUACAAAGAACAGGGCUGUUGAUCGAAAUGUUUGCAGUUCUGCAUUUUGGAAAAAGUUUAGUUCUUGUACUUUAUGUUGUGUACUAGAUAAAUUAAGACUCUUUCUGUGUGUAAUGCCUUCCAAAUUAGUGAGCGACAAUUGAUGUGAAUUGAAUCAAUGCAAAGAAGGUAAUAAAUGAGUACUUUUUGAUUUUA